Messenger RNA from Prorocentrum cordatum, 1176 nucleotides. Lineage: Eukaryota; Dinophyceae; Prorocentrales; Prorocentraceae. The record is from the annotation of a GenBank genome assembly.
GGUGCCCCCGACGGCCCCUCCGGCCGGGCUCCUCCCGCUGGGCCCCCUGGCCCGGGCCGCCCUUCUGCCAUGUCGACCGCCCCCUGGCCGCUCUCGCGCGCGCGAGCCCUGCAGAGGCAGCGGGAGCUGGACGAGGAGGCCGCGGCGGGGGCGGGCGCGGGCCCGCAGGCGAGCGGCCCGGGGCCGGGCGGCCCGGGGCCGCCGCGGGCGAAGGAGGAGCCUCUGCGCGAGCCCAGCGGCGACGGGGCAGGGGCUGCGCGGCCAGAGCGCCCUCCGGUGCGGCCGGCCGGGGAGCCGCGGCCUGGCGAGGCGGGCCGCGCCGAGGCAGGCGGGCCCCCGGGGCGCGCCCCCGAGGCUCCGCCGGGCGUCGCCGCCGCGCCUGCGGGCGCGGGGUGCCGCGGCCGCGAGGAGGCCGUGGGCACCGGGGAGCUGCUGCGGCAGUGGUCCCUGUGCAUGCUCGAGGAGGUGCUGCUCGGCUGCCAGAAGCGCUGGGCGAUCGACAGGGAGGACUUCGACCUGGCGCUGCAGGUCAAGCGCUGCGAGCCUGGGGCCCGGCGGCGGCUGCGGGAGGCCCGAGCCCGCUGCUUGCUGGCGGGGCGGGCCGGGCGGGCCCCGGAGGCCCGGCCCAGCCGGCCAGCUGCCGGCCUGGCGGAGGAGGCCCCCGCGCCGAAGCGCCUGGCGUCGGAGGCACCAGUUGCGGACGAGCAAGGGGCCGCACACGCUGCGGCGAGCCUGCUGGAGGCCCUCGGCCCGGAUCUGAUCCUCCAGCUGGUGGAGCCUGCGACCGCGGGGGCGCUGGCAGGAGCGGCCGUGCGCGUUUGGCGUGAGGCGGCCAAACUGGAUGGUUCCUCCUCGUCGUCGUCGUCGUCCUCCUCCUCCUCCUCCUCCUCCUCUUCUUCCUCCUCCUCCUCGUCCUCCUCCUCCUCCUCCUCCUCCUCUCCCUUGCUUUCUGCAGCUGGCAGGCUUACUUCCGUUCGAUUCGAGGCCAGGGAAUUCACCGCCGCGUUGGAAACGCUGGCUCGGUUUGUCCCGCAGCGAGCCAUUCACACUUUCCCCACUAGGCUUGCGUGAAGGGGUCCUUACUUGGUUAAAGGCUGGCGCCUCGGAAUGUUACCUUGCCCGUUACACUGGGCAGAGGCACAGGCAGUUCGCACGCGCGCGCGAGCAGCCGGGGGC